Molecule: messenger RNA, 836 nt
Organism: Schistosoma mattheei
Lineage: Eukaryota; Metazoa; Platyhelminthes; Trematoda; Strigeidida; Schistosomatidae
Source: the annotation of a GenBank genome assembly
ACCAAUCAUUCACUAAGAUCUGACUAACAAGCCAAACCUUUAGGCAUCAUAUCAAAGCCUGAUCGGACUUUCUUGUUAAUUUUAAGGGGGGAUGUAUGUAUUCAACCUUAUGGAUCGAUAUAUGGCUGGUACUGCAUUACUCAUUGGAAGCUUAUUUCAAGUGAUUGCCAUAGCAUGGUUUUAUGGUAUGAAUAAACUUUGUCAAGAUAUUAUAUCAAUGAAUCUUCCCACACCCAAUAUAUAUUGGCGACUGUGCUGGAAACUGUUAACACCCAUCACUUUGACUGUUAUGAUAAUCAGUUCACUGAUAGAUCCUACACCAUUACAAUAUAAUUAUGGAGCAAAACAUCCAGAAUUAUCAACUAAUUAUUCAGAAAGAGUAAAUAUCACUCUGCACGGAACUUCACAAUUUUAUGUUUAUCCAAAAUGGUCAAUUUAUUUAGGUUGGACCAUGAGUGGAAUAUCAAUUAGCAUGAUUCCAUUGGUAUUUUUAAUUGUUUUAGUUAAAAAUGGUUUUAGAAUGAAGAUUGGUGAAGUUUUCUCAAUGGGACCACUUGAUGUAUGGCCAGUCAAGAAGCGACAUCAAAUAUGUAAUCGAUAUUUCAACCGGAGUGAAGGAAACCAUGAAAAGAAAUAUACUAGCAAAAUAAAUGAUGAUACAAAUAUACAAAGUAAUCAUUAUGAAUCUACAAGAUAGGCAAAUUAAGACCUAGAGUUUAUCAAUUCAUACAUAAGAAACAUUUACAAUCACAAUUACAAAAUAAUUAAAACGACAACUACUUAAUUGCCAUUUCAAAUAUAUUUAUCAUAUUGAUUUAUGCACAGGUCGCUUACAA